Tachysurus fulvidraco (yellow catfish) is the source of this 2591-nucleotide messenger RNA. It is a transcript of the gene buc, whose product is annotated as bucky ball. The transcript has 7 exons. The record is from RefSeq and is a predicted model, not a curated record. The coding region runs from base 154 to 2058 and encodes 634 amino acids. NCBI's taxonomy places the organism in Eukaryota, Metazoa, Chordata, Actinopteri, Siluriformes, Bagridae.
UGAUUGUAUGGGCUAUUUAUAGGGUUGAGGAGGUUUGGGUAGAGAGUUUGUUGCUCUUGCUUGUUGCUCUUGCACGUUGUGUUCACAUUGCACGUUUAAGUACAUAAAGUGGUGUUUUGUAUCCUGUGUUUGGUUCCAGUCCCUUCACUAAAAAUGGAAGACGUUUCUCAUCCUUCACAAUCCGAUGUUGAGCAACCACACCCCCCAGUUAAUCACAAUAGACCAUUUUUCUAUGUCCAACCACCAACUCAACCUUAUUUCAUGUAUCAGUGGCCUAUGGAUCCUUUUGGACAAUAUGGCUUCCUAGGGCCAGCUUUCCCGUUUGGGCGUCCUUACAUGCCGCCAUAUCAGUUUAUGCAGCACCCUGGUUAUGUGGUCCCACAUGCGCCCAUGCAGCCUAGUGAUUACAGAAGGGUUGCCCCUCUCUUUCCUUCUGUUGCUUCCUACGAUCUCCGCUUUCGUCAGCACUUCCAGCAGAUGAGCAUGCAUCGUGAGACCACGUCCUCUGAAGCCCAGACAGAGCCAGGAGAUCCGGUUAGUAAACUGAUGGACUGCCUGGAAGGUCUACAAGCAUGUGAAAAGUCUGGAGCAGUCAAAGAAUCCAACGCAAUGUUUUCCUCAAGCCCUGCCCUAGUCUCCUACAGUCAUGAGGUAGAGAAGAUGAACUAUGGAGAUAAGGAGUUAAUAAAUAUGGCAUCUGCUUCUCAUAUUAAUAAGGCAGACCAUGAUUUGAUGGAACAUAUGACUCUCUGUGACUCUGCUGUGUAUGAUGCAGAGUCAAGUAAGGGCCGACUAGAGGAGUGUGUGUUGUCAGAUGUGCUGCCUCUUGACAGUUCCUCCAUUCGUGAUGAAGGCCAGAGUCGUGACCAAGAUUACAAACGAGGUGAUUCAGAGAGGCUGUGCUUCCAUAGUGAGAAAACUGGCACUGAUCACAUCGGUGAUGGAAGCCGUUUAGCUGAGGUUCAAGACUCUGGAGCGCAUGUUUCUGAUUGCAGUGGGACAUCAGAUCUGUUUGAGGGUAAAGCCUGCAUCCAAAAUAAGAAGGUUGAGAAUUUGCCUCCUGACUCUGUAGAGGUUACCAAGCCUUUCUUGCAGAUGACCGCAGACUAUGACCUGCCAUAUCAAAUUCUCCAUCUUCCUUCCAAUAAGACUACCACUGGUUUGUUGCUUCAGAAAGAGGUUGACCCGUUGCUGUUUGUGGAUACGGCUUCUGCUCUACUGCCUUCUAAACAAUACACUUCUGGCAGUCCGUACCCCCAUAGCUUCUACUCUCCGGUGGUUCCUGCACGGCAGAGUGUCCUCAGUCCAUCAUUAGAUGAGCUGUCCUCCAGGGAUGAGAUGUUCUCCACUGAUAUUGAAGAUGAUCUAACAUCUGGGCAAGCCUAUGUAGAUGGUGGCAAAUUGGAAGAAGCUGGUGCUGCUCCCUCCUAUGCUGAAAUGGAUCCUGCAGAUGAAGCCUGCUCCAUGUGGGUGAAAACAUGUGCCUGCUGUGGAGCAAGCCUCCCAGAUAUCAGCUCUGCAGAGCCAUUUGAUCAAGAUCGUGACUUUGAGUUGGAGGAAGAUACUGAGGCCCAGAGCACUGGUGAAGCUCAGAAAAUAUUAAAGCAGCAUCUAUCCAGGCAUAGACUGUCCUCUUGUGCUCAAGUUUCUAAACACAAAGCCAGAAAGGUGCACGACAUUGAGGAGCCAAGUGGGAAGGACCAAGACCAUGGCAGAGGAGAGUGUGGCGAACAGCACCAUCCUGCUGCUAAGGGAGACAAGGGUGGAGACAAAGGUCAAAAGGUUACACAAUUCAGAUCUUACUCUGAACACUUUCAGAGAGAAUGUCCAGGAGGGAUAAUGGACCAGGAAAAUUGGACCAGUGGCAAGCAGAGAUCCAGAUCCUGCAGGCCAGCCAAUGCUCUUCAAGAUAAAGGGAGACCUGCAAGAAAAAGUCCAACUUGCAAGACAUUUGCUCAGCAAAGGCCAAGGAGAAACGAAUAUGAUCACAAUGAGGCGGGGUUUUCCUUCUGCCAAAUGGGCAGAGGAUCUAUAAAAAGAAGAGGCACAAGAUACUAAGUGAGGAUGAGCACCGCUUUUAAUGCUUAAAUGUAUUACUUGCACUAUUGCACUAUGGAAUGCACAAAAGCAUAUAAUAAAUAAAUGAGCACUGGUAUUUAUAUGAAUAAUGGGGAAAUGUUGAAAGAAUGCCUUGCUGUAGAUGACUGCAUUUCCAAUGCUCACACCACUUCAUUUUGAGUGCAAUGCAUUCAUCUUAACCCUGCCUGAGGAAGACUUCUCUGGACCAUUCCUUGACAUGCCAUGCUUAUUCCUGUGUAUCUGUAGCUGGAUCUGGGAGGUGUAGAUCUAGUCUGUUCACUGCUGGCUCUGCUUGUCAAGGUCUGACUCAUUGACCCAAUCCUCAGACUUUUUUCAAUGCUGGGCAUUAGAAAUGCAGCUAAAAUAAAAAUAGGCAGAUACCUCAGCAGUCUGGCCUAGACCAGACAUUUCACUUUUAUCAAACAACCUGUUUUAAAUCUGUAAUGCAGUGUAAUGUUGAUGUACAGAUGUGUUUCCUUGCACAGUGGUGUCAUUAAAAUCUUUGCAUUGCA